Molecule: messenger RNA, 357 nt
Organism: Staurois parvus
Lineage: Eukaryota; Metazoa; Chordata; Amphibia; Anura; Ranidae
Source: the annotation of a GenBank genome assembly
UGAGUGGAAGCCAGUGGAGGGAUUGGCAGAGAGGGGUGGAGGACACUGAGUGGAGGCCAGUGGAGGGAUUGGCAGAGAGAGAUGGAGGACACUGAGUGGAGGCAGUGGAAGGAUUGGCAGAGAGGGGUGGAGGACACUGAAUGGAGGCCAGUGGAAGGAUUGGCAGAGAGGGGUGGAGGACACUGAAUGGAGGCCAGUGAAGGGAUUGGCAGAGAGGGGUGGAGGACACUGAAUGGAGGCCAGUGGAGGGAUUGGCAGAGAGGGGUGGAGGACACUGAAUGGAGCCAGUGGAGGGAUUGGCAGAGAGGGGUGGCAGAUACAGAACGGUUAGUAAGGUGGAUGAGUCUGGCAGCAGCA